UCAUCCUGCCCUGUCUCUACGGGUUUUGUGGCAAACACUGCGGAAAUCGAUGGAGAGGUGCGAGCUUCAGCCUGUUCCUGAGCCGCAGGGAGAGCCUGGCCAAGUGCCGCUACGCCCCAGCCUUAUUGGCUGUGUAAGGUGCACGGGAUUAAAUCGCUCCUGCUUCAGGCAGGAUGGGAGGAUUGUUUCAGCCCAUGUCUUAGUGUUUUCAUGGUUAUGGGCAGGGGGAAACACGAGUAUGGCUGCAGCUGUUGAACGUAGUGAAGCUCCUACCAAGAAUUUGUCUUAAAGGGAACUUGCUGCUGCCUCUUGUUUGAGGUGAUGAAUCAUUAAUACGAAGCAGGCGUUGGCUCUAUUUUGUAGCAACGCACCAACAGCAGGCACUGCCUUAGGGGGAAGAAACAAAGCACUUUUACUACUAUUUGAUAUCCUGCCGUGUCUGCUGCCACUUAUCUGUGAUUUACUCCACAUUCUGGCACUGGUUGCGCCUUCCCGUAGAUCCUGUCAUUCAGUAGGCUUCUGGCAGACUGGCUGCUGGGUCUAGAACAGGAGCGAAGUAAGCUUGAAGGGAAUACUGAAGAUACACAGGCUUUGGGAAGGCUUUGAACCAUGGAUAGCCUCAGUACAGCAAAUUGCACUUUUGCUCUGGACCUCUUAAGAGAGCUGCGUGAGAAAAACAGCACAAAGAAUCUGUUCUUUUCUCCUUUUAGUAUUUCUUCUGCUUUGUCUAUGAUUUUGCUGGGUUCAAAAGGGAACACUGAAGCCCAAAUAGCAAAGGUGCUUUCUUUGACCAAAGCUGAGGAUGCUCACAAUGGGUAUCAAUCACUUCUCUCUGAAAUUAACAACCCUGACACCAAAUACAUCCUCAGAACUGCUAACCGACUUUAUGGAGAAAAGACAUUUGAGUUUCUCACAUCAUUUAUAGAAUCAAGUCAGAAAUUCUACCAUGCUGGGCUAGAACAGACUGACUUCAAAAAUGCUUCAGAGGAUUCCAGAAGGCAAAUAAAUGGCUGGGUGGAAGAGAAGACUGAAGGUAAAAUUCAAAAACUGUUGGCAGAGGGAAUUAUUAACUCCAUGACCAGGCUUGUGUUGGUGAAUGCCAUCUAUUUCAAAGGCAACUGGGAAGCGAAGUUUGAGAAAGAGUGCACAAAAGAAAUGCCAUUUAAGAUUAACAAGAAUGAGACCAAACCUGUGCAGAUGAUGUUCAGGAAAGGUAAAUAUAACAUGAGCUAUAUUGGAGACUUGGAGACCAAAGUCAUUGAGAUCCCUUAUGUUGGUAAUGAGCUCAGUAUGAUUGUUCUACUUCCCGAUGCAAUCCAGGAUGAAUCUACUGGCUUGGAAAAGCUGGAAAAAGAACUUACAUAUGAGAAGCUGAUGGAGUGGAUUAAUCCUGAAAUGAUGGACAGUACAGAGAUGAGGUUGUCUUUUCCCAGGUUUAAACUAGAAGAAAAUUAUGAUCUGAAACCCAUCCUGAGUAACAUGGGAAUGCGUGAUGCAUUUGACUUACGGAUGGCGAACUUCUCAGGAAUCUCCUCUGGUAAAGAGCUUGUGCUCUCUGAAGUGGUUCACAAGUCCUUUGUGGAGGUCAACGAAGAAGGCACUGAAGCAGCAGCAGCCACAGCAGGAGUGAUGAUGCUCCGCUGUGCUAUGAUCGUUCCCGACAUCGUUGCCGAUCAUCCCUUCCUCUUCUUCAUCCGGCACAACAAAACUUCCAGUAUUUUGUUCUGUGGCAGAUUUUGCUCUCCGUAAAAAGACAGAAGAGCUGCCAUUAACACAGCCAUGUGAUUUCUUUUAGGAUGAAACUGCUCUUUUGCACUAACUGCUUCUUUCCACUGUGCCUGAAUCCCAUUAUCUGGUUGUCAUUUUGGGCUUGUGUAGAGUAACGAAGCCACUUACAUGUACACAGCAGCUACCACUUAAAACAGCAGCCUUACACUUUGCACCUAAGCAGAGCUGUUUUCUUGCUGGCACAAGAAACACGGACGUCCCACUUGCUCUGUGAACUUCCACCCGUCUUGCACUCUGCUUUUUGGGUCCACCAGAUAGCAAGGUGACAUAGAAAAAGAAGUCGAUUUUGUUUCUGACUAUAGUGACUUAUGCUCUGCCCCACAUUUUUCUUCCUAUCCCCACUUAUUUUUGUCUUCUUUAAUAUUUUGAUAAUGGAGAGAGAUGAAAGGAAGCUUUGGCAACCCAUUUGUAAGAGGUACUAAGCAUCUGCACUAGACAGAGGUUUUACUCUAACUGGAUAGCGCUUAUACAAGAAUGAGAAUAAAAGUUUGUCUGUAACAAAUGAUCUUAGAGGUUUUCAUGGAGGAAGGAUUCUUACCUUAACACCACAUGUGCCACCUGGGAACAUCAGCUGUCGCCUUGUUCAUUAGUCUUUUAAAAAAGAAUGUUUAAAAAACGAAAGCAUAGAUGCCUAUGCAAUAUUUAAGUGACUGAGCUUUAUUUUUAUUUUCCAGUCUUUAUAUUUUUUUUCCUAUCCUGGGUUUGUUAAUCUUCAUUAAACUGAAUGCCAAAGGUUUCUUAACGCAGUGAUUUACUUGUUUUGCUGUUUGGAAGAAUAAAUAAACUUGUUGUGAGUCUGUUUCUUCUUUGACCUUAAA
Molecule: messenger RNA, 2606 nt
Organism: Coturnix japonica (Japanese quail)
Lineage: Eukaryota; Metazoa; Chordata; Aves; Galliformes; Phasianidae
Product: serpin B6-like
Biological process (GO): negative regulation of endopeptidase activity
Cellular component (GO): cytoplasm
Molecular function (GO): serine-type endopeptidase inhibitor activity
Source: RefSeq, a predicted model, not a curated record